AUGGGACCUCCUCACAUCUCACUCACACGUUGUCAAUCCUCCCACUGCAUAAUACGUAAUAGAGAUGGAAGAGAGAAGGGCUGUGCUAGACUACUGGUACGUACACGCAUUCUCUCUCCCGGAGAGCUUGAGAAAGAGAGAGUGAGAUCCAUGGCGACCUACCGUCCGGACAGCAACACCCUCCUGGCGGACGACUCGAUCCUGGAGUACGUGCUGGAGACGACGGUGUACCCGCGGGAGCACGAGCGCCUGCGCGAGCUCCGCCUCAUCACGCAGCAGCACGCCAAGUCCUUCAUGGGGUCGUCGCCGGACCAGAUGCAGUUCUUCUCCGUCCUGCUCAAGAUGAUCGGCGCCAGCAACACAAUCGAGGUCGGCGUGUUCACCGGAUACUCACUGCUCACCACCGCUCUCGCCCUCCCCGCCGGCGGCAAGGUGGUGGCGAUCGAUGCGAGCCGGGAGUACUACGAGCUGGGGCGGCCGGUGAUCGAGAAGGCCGGCGUCGCGCACAAGGUGAACUUCCGCGAGGGCGACGGGGUCGCCGAGCUCGACAAGAUCCUGUCCGAGGACGGCGGCGCCAGGGCCGGCACGUUCGACUUCGCGUACGCGGACGCGGACAAGCUGCAGUACGCGGGGUACCACGAGCGGCUGCUGCGCCUGGUGCGCGUCGGCGGCGCCAUCGCCUACGACAACACGCUCUGGGGCGGCUCCGUGGCCAUGCCCCGCGACAAGCCGGGCAGCUCCGAAUACGACCGCCGGGUGCGGGACAGCUUCCUUGAGUUCAACGCCGCCGUCGCCGCAGACGACCGCGUCGAGGCCUGCAUCGUCCCCAUCGCCGACGGCGUCACGCUGUGCCGCCGCGUCAAAUGA
Triticum turgidum subsp. durum (durum wheat) is the source of this 867-nucleotide messenger RNA. The record is from the annotation of a GenBank genome assembly. Lineage: Eukaryota; Viridiplantae; Streptophyta; Magnoliopsida; Poales; Poaceae.